Molecule: messenger RNA, 1607 nt
Organism: Cicer arietinum (chickpea)
Lineage: Eukaryota; Viridiplantae; Streptophyta; Magnoliopsida; Fabales; Fabaceae
Product: nudix hydrolase 8
Molecular function (GO): ADP-ribose diphosphatase activity; NADH pyrophosphatase activity; NAD binding
Source: RefSeq, a predicted model, not a curated record
CAAGUUUUUUUUAUAUAAAAAAAAAAGAUAUAAUACACUUAGAAAGAUGAUGAAUCCCAUGAUGAUGAUGUUUCUUUAGUCAUGUUAUUAUAGUGUAUAUAGUUCGAUACAUGCUAAGUAAUCCUUGAUUAUAGUGAAGAUUCUCACUUUUAUAUAUUCACCCAUCAGAGUAUUUUGUAUCAUUUAAGUUGUGAUCUCAUUGGUCAGUGAUUAAGAUGGAGCUGAAAACUUUCUCUUCUAAUUAUAUGUCUACAUUUGAGGUUGCCCAUGUUGGAAAAUCUUCCUCCAAUUUCUUCUCAUCUUUUAGGCACAAUUUUGGAGUUAGAUACUCUUCUACCCAAACCCGCAGAGGGUUGUCUCUUAAGACUCAUAGUGUCUCAGAUGAGUCUUAUUUGGCAGAUAAAGCUGUAAUUUAUUCAGUUGGUUCUGAUAAUCUUGCAGCAGAAACUAGUUCUCACUGUAUUAAUGGAAUAAAUGGCUCAACUUCAAGGUUUUAUUACAGAAAUCUUAUACUUGAUGCAUUUGAUGAUGAGUAUGGAGGUGUUGUCAUUGAUCCAAAUAGGUUACCACAUAAUCCAUAUGCCUUUGCAUCUAUGCUUUGUUUAUCUCUUUCUCAGUGGAAAAAAAUGAGAAAGAAGGGAAUUUGGCUUAAGUUGCCAUUAGAGCAAUCUGAUCUUGUUCCGCUUGCUGUCAAGGAAGGAUUUCAAUACCACCAUGCACAGCCAGGAUAUGUGAUGUUAACUUACUGGAUUCCUGAAGGACCUUGCAUGCUUCCAGCAAAUGCAUCACAUCAAGUAGGAAUUGGAGGAUUUGUCAUCAAUCAAAACAACGAAGUGCUUGUGGUGCAAGAGAAACACUGUUCUCCUGCAACUCUUGGCCUUUGGAAAAUACCAACUGGAUUCAUUCAUGAGGCAGAGGAGAUAUAUACAGGAGCUGUAAGAGAAGUGAAGGAAGAAACUGGGAUUGAUACAGAGUUUAUGGAAGUCAUUGCAUUCAGGCAUGUACACAAUGUGGCAUUUGAGAAAUCAGAUUUGUUCUUCAUCUGCAUGUUAAGACCCUUGUCAUUUAAGAUCACUGUGGAUGAUCUUGAAAUUGAAGCAGCAAAGUGGAUGCCACUGGUUGAGUUUGUGAAACAACCACUUAUCCAAGAAGAUUCCAUGUUCAAGAAGAUUGUAGAUAUUUUUAUUGCUCGUCUUGGGAAACGUUAUUGUGGCCUAUCAACUCAUCAAAUAGUUUCAAAGUUUGAUGGCAAGAUUUCUUCUCUAUAUUACAAUGUCAUUGACAAUGAAGAUGGCACCUGUGUUGGAAAAUAGGAUUUAAAAACUCUAAUGGUAUGCAAACCUCUUCAUGGUUCAAUUGAUCAUAGUUUCUUGUUCCUUCUCAAAUGUCAGCAACAAGCUGAAAACUCUUUUUUUUGGACUAACAACUAUAGUACUACAAAUAUCUGGUAGAAUAUGUAACAUAUAAGUGCAGUUUUAUUUCAUAAUGUAUAUAAAUGUUAAUGUUAAUAUCAAUAACAGUGUUGCUGUGGAACAUGAGGGAACUUCAUACUUAUUCCCUAUUUCUGUUUGGAAAGUAGAUGCAUACAAUAUGUUGAUUGGCCCCAA